AUGGAAUUGGCAUGGUUACUGGAGGAGCAAAGUUGUGCCCAACACUGCAGUGCCCUAUUCCAUUCAAUUGUUUUUAGCGUGGCUCUGCGUCAAGGCCACAAGGCUGGCGGAGACAGUCAGGUGCCAGCGUUUAUCGUUGCUGUGACGAUCCGGUACACCAACGCCACGAUUCCACAAUGGAACUGCGGCAACCUGCGCUCGAUUGCCUGUCCCCACGAUGAUGAAUAGGCCGCCGGGGACGGCCCUGGACGCGGCCAGAAGGCAGCCCCGGAAGUUGAACUGGGCUACUGCGAAAGAAGCCCCUGCAGCGGGGAUCGAUAUGCCAGCCGACCGACCGGGGGCUAUUGGGCGGAUUACGACGAACGGGAUGGUACCCGGAUGCGGUGCGACUAUAUUCUUCGCAAGUCUGUAGUAGUCGUUGGACCGGAUUUGUCUGAACUGGACAGCCAGUCACGCCGUCACUUGCUGUCUGACCAGUUCAUUGAUGGAGUGCAACCGGCACUUGGUGCCCAGUUGCGGUUUGCGAGAGCAGCUAGCCUGUUGCGUGUGGAGGAGCUCUUUCAUCUGAAACGGGAAUAUGCCAAGGCACCACUGAAAACGUAG
This is a messenger RNA of Opisthorchis viverrini, 603 nucleotides long. RefSeq lists its product as hypothetical. NCBI's taxonomy places the organism in Eukaryota, Metazoa, Platyhelminthes, Trematoda, Opisthorchiida, Opisthorchiidae. Bases 1 to 228 code for a protein of 75 amino acids. The record is from RefSeq and is a predicted model, not a curated record. The transcript is spliced from 2 exons.